UCUAGUUUAGUUUAUGUUUCUACAGUAUUGUUUAGCCACGCAGAUGCCGCGUCUACACUGUCCGCCGCUCGACAACCCUGUGCGCGAGGGAUACUUUUCAUGCGCAUAGAAAAAACGCAGCUUUGUACAAAAGAAAUUUGCUAAAUGCAAAGAAUUUAUAAACGAAUCUCAUUUAGGCUUAGUUAGUUAAAAUUGCAUUUUAUAAUACAACAGUUUAAUGCGAGCACAUUAAUCGGUCUCAAGCGUACGCAGUGUCAAUAAUAAAAAAAACUAUGAAAAACUACAAAAUCAAAAAGAAACAACUUCCGCAGACGUCAGCAGCAGCCGUCGCAGUCGAAGAAGGCACAGCAGCGCCCCAAGAGCAGCAUCAGCAGUUUUAAUAGGCAGAGCACAAUAACCUACGCAAAUAUCAAUUUUAUAUGCUCAAAUGCAAAACAAAUCUCAUUGUAACAAUUUGUGAUUGAGCGAAGAAGACGGCGUUUCAUUUGUGUUGUGUUGCGUCCGUUGUCAUGCAUUUUGUCACACAACAGCGUCAGCAGCAGCAACAACAACAAAAACAGAAAUCAUCAUCCAACUCGUCGUUAACAUCCACAACAUCCACAUCGGCUGGCACACGCUUUGUGUCACUCUGUAAAUCUUCCAGCCAAGGUGCACUUCCCAAAUCUUUGGCCACCGCUCACAGUCUCUUUCGGCAAUCCUCACUUCAACAGCAACAACAACAUCAGCAGCAACAACAAAAGCAUAAACGUACAGCGAGUCUCAAUCUACUACAGUCAACGCCCAUGACUAAAGAUAUUGAUAUAACCACAACAACAGCAGCAACAACUACAACCACAACACCACCUGUAGAAACAGCAGAAACAACAACAACAACUGAUAUUGCUGUGAGCAACAUUGAGUCUGCUAAUGUCAAUGCCACAAACAUGAUUUGUGAUGCAAAAGAAGAACAACAAUCGCAGCAGCAACAACCAGUUCAGGAGCAACAACAGCCACAGCAUUGUCCUGAGCCUGAACAGGAUGAUAAAUCCACUCAAAUUCCUAGCAAUGGCGACAGGCGUGAUUCCAACAGCGAAGAGAUCACAAUUACAACAACAACAACAAACAGCAAACUAUUGACCAUACAGGAGGCCGUUGGCAUCGUUGAGCACAGCAACGUUUCCAUAUCCACAUCCUUGUCUUCGCCACAAAACACUUCCUCUGUUGCUGCAUCAACGACCACUUCCGUUGUUGCCACACAGGCGUCGGCACCAGCUCUGCAACGUCGAGAAUCCGUCAGUAGCAACCACAGUAAUGGCAGCUACAACGUAGCAACUGCUGCCAGCAACCACAACAGCAACUCAAGCAGCCCACAAGCCACGCCCACCAUUAUUAUAGUCCAGUCGGAGCAAAAGGCAGAGGAACAACAACAACAACAGCAGCCUGUGCAGUCGCAGAGCGUCGAUUCUAACGGUUGUGGUGCCGCUCCAGCCAACAAUUCCUGCACGGACAGUCCCAGCAGCCGCAAGAACUCAACAAGUUCAAAAGGCAAGCCAGCCAAGUUAUCCAGCUCGAGCAGUGGACGCGAUGAGGAUGCCCAGAGUAAACUAAGUGAACCAGGAGCGAUCAAUGAGAGCAACUUUGUUCGUGGCGAACAACACGUUAGCAGCAGCUCCACAUCGAAUGAGAAACCCGCCAAGAGCACAUCACGACUCUCUGAGCGGGCCAAAAAGAAGUCUUGGUAUAACGUCAUCUAUCCCAACUAUAAAUCACGUGCUGAGGAUUUCAAAAAACUCUUCAAAGAGGUGCCCAUCGAUGAGCGCCUAAUUGUUGACUAUUCGUGUGCGCUGCAAAGGGAUAUCUUAGUGCAGGGUCGAUUAUACGUGUCGCAGAAUUACGUUUGCUUCCACGCGAACAUAUUUUCCUGGGAAACGUAUGUGAGCAUUAAAUGGAAGGAUGUGACGGCAAUAACGAAGGAGAAAACCGCUUUGGUAAUACCGAAUGCCAUCUCAAUAUCGACAGCCAAGGAGAAGUUCUUCUUUGCGACAUUCUCAUCGCGUGACAAGUCAUUUUUGAUGCUCUUUCGCGUCUGGCAAAAUACGUUGAUGAAUAAACAGUUCUCGCCUCAAGAGAUUUGGGGUUAUGUGCACAAUUGUUACGGCGAGGAGCUUGGAUUGACCACAGAUGAUGAGGAUUAUAUAGAUCCAACGCUGGAUGCAGAUACCGAAACGGAUGUUGACUUUCAAACUGCCAUUGACGAUCUCGGUGGCGAACAGAGUAAUUCAAAUCCAAGUAUCAACAAUUCGUCGCAGCAGCCACAGCAGAGUGGCAACAGCAGCGCGAGCAGCGGCGGUGGCAACACUGCAACCCGUAAAUCAAAAACGAAAUAUUUCUUCAACUCUAGCAAAUCUUCAAACUUAAACUCAUCGGCGAACGCCUCGGCCAGCGGAUCAGAUAAUAAAACCAGCGACAGCACACGGAAAUCCAAUAAGAAAAUGAAGGCCAAUGCCAAAGAGCUAACGCUCAGCUCGGUAAAAGCCGCGGAGCAAUCGGUCGCAGUUACACUCAACGUGCCCGCCAGCAGCAGCAACAGUGGCACCACCACCUGCGGUCCCACAACAGCCACAACAGCCACAACAACCACUACAACAACCACAGCCAGUGGUGGCGGUGGUGGUGGUACCUCCGAUAAAAAGGUCGAAAAAACCAUCGUCAGCAAUGCAAAAAAUGCAACAGCAACUGCCUCGGAGUCCAGUCAUGGCUCAGAUACCAAACGGAAAGUUACCAAAAAUCAGCGACAACGCGAUGUGGAACUUGCGAGCAAAAAUGAUGAUGCUGGACCCACAGAUGUCUCGGACUCUUCCGAUUCCGAAGAGAACAAUGUGCCUUUUGUGCCCAGCACGGAGUGCACAUCGACACACGAGGGUCGCCAGAUAGUGCAUACAAUUUUGCCCAUUCGUGUAGAUACGCUGUUUAAUUUUUUAUUCUCGAAAUCGAAAUUUUUGACGGACUUUCAUGAUAUGCGCAAAUCCACGGAUUUAAUCAUGGGCGAGUGGCAGAAAAACGAGGAGGGGCAGAAUGUGCGCUUGGUAAAUGUCACCGUGCAAUUGGCCGCCUCCGUUGGCCCAAAGACCUCAAAGGUCACCGAAUACCAAACGAUGCGUGAAUGCAGCAAACCGGGUGAACUAUAUUCGAUAGACGUGAAUAGUGUAAAUGCGGGCAUUCCCUAUGCGGAUAGCUUCAGUGUUCUCAUUCAUUUUUGUAUGGCGCGCACUGUCGAUGAUCAUACAAUGUUGUCGAUCCAUGCCCAAAUCAAGUACAAGAAGUCCAUAUGGGGCGUUGUCAAGGGUUUCAUAGAGAAGAAUACGUGGGCGGGUCUGGAGGAUUUCUUUUGUGCUCAGCUGCAUGCGCUUCAGAGCGAGACGUGCAUACCGCCGGCAAAGGGAAAGGGACGACGUCCGAGACGUGGUAUCGCCACACAAAUACGUCCCUCGGAGGAAGGAAGCUGCGGUACGGCACAAACUGGCAAAAUCGAAACACUGGAAAAAUGGGAUACGAAAUUAAAGUCCUCAGGCGUCAUUGGUGGCGCUGGAGCUGCUGCUGGCCUGGCACAUGGGGCAGUUGGUGGUGUCAACGGUGCGGGCAGUCGUCAACAACAGCAGCAAGAGUUGGCAGCUCAGCAGCAACAACAGUUGCUGGCUGGGGGUCAGCAAAUGGGUCAAAUGCAGGACAAAUUUCGAUACAAGGGUCUAUCAUUGUUUGUUAUACUGUUGAUGUGCUUACUGCUGGCAUUAAAUGUGAUAUUAUUACUUAAGCUCUGGAAGCUGGAAGAACACAUUGAUGUGGAUCUCAGCCGGCGUGCACGCAUGCCCAGUUUGGCAGCCCUCAAGGAACUACCGAAUACGAAUCAAGAUUGGUUGGAGCUGUUGCGACAGCAGGAGCUCUCGCAUGAAUCGGAGCUACGCAAAUGGCAUCAGGUGCUCCAAACAGCCAUCGAGCUGCUGAAAAAGACUGAAAAGACUUUGGCUGAAGUCAUGAUACCCUAGCAGCCCUUUCAGCACACCCCUUCCCUCCAACAAACAAACACACUCUCAAAUAUUCCCGAAAAGGCCUACUUAGUAUGUCAGAUUAGUUCCUUUCGGCUUUGGCUAUAAAAAAAUUGUUAAAAACAAAGCCACCAAAAAUACUGAAAUUGAAUUUCAAAACUUAUAGUAGAACUAAAGAACAUUAAAAUAUUGUCACAAAAAGAAACAGAAACAGAGCGAGAGAAUUAUUUGUUUUAUUGCUUAAGUAGUUUUGAUUUUAGUUUGUCUAAUUUAUCAAUUUAUGUAUUACACUACAAUGAAUUUAAUUUUUUGAUAUCUAUUUUAGUAGAGCUCAUAUAAUUUUUGAGUCGCUGCAUUUAUGUUUACCUGUUUUGAGUUAACGCUUGACCCAAAACUUUCAAAGUAUUUCAAGCAAACACACACAGACAUACCAGAAACAACAACAUAAACGUUAAACAAAAAGUGCGUCUUGAAUUUUUGUUUUCAAAAAUUCAUUUAAAUUUAAUAAGAAAUAUUCCAUGUCUGAUGAGCGCAAACUUGCUAAAUCUUAAUCUCGAUUUUUGUAAAUUUGAUAUAAAUUAUACCCAAAAAGAAAAAAGAAAAUAAAAAUGAUUAAAUGAAAAUCAAGUACACAAAGAUAAGACCGAUAAUAUUUAUGUACAAUAUUUUUGUAAAUCUUACCAAUCCACUUCAAACAACAAAUGUGAGCAAUGUUUUUAUGACGAUAUUUUGUUGGUUUUUGUAACACCUAACUCUUUUGGCGCCCGUUUACAGUCUAAACAGAAACUUCAAACUAUUAAAUAAAAAUGCUAAGAAAAAUUUAUAAUACCAAUUUCAUACUAUAUGGAUAUAUUAUAUAUACUGCAUAAUAGAUCAAAGUAUUGUUAGUUUGUAGUUGUUGCAUAUUAAUGUAAAUCAUUUCGCAACAGUAUGGCUAAGAAUUUCAAUUCAAACGUUGGUAAAACACAAAAAAAACUGAAUAAAAGAAAACACAUCCACAUUAGACGUAAAAUUGAGAAGCAUUAAAUUGUUUAAUCCGUUGCGAAUUGGCCUCAAAAUCAAUUUGUCACAAUUUAUAUGUAGUGCAACAAUAUUGUUAAGCUG
Messenger RNA from Drosophila innubila, 5126 nucleotides. It is a transcript of the gene GramD1B, whose product is annotated as protein Aster-B. Gene Ontology annotation, biological process: intracellular sterol transport. Gene Ontology annotation, molecular function: sterol binding; sterol transfer activity. The transcript has 11 exons. Gene Ontology annotation, cellular component: plasma membrane; endoplasmic reticulum-plasma membrane contact site; endoplasmic reticulum membrane. Bases 510 to 4022 code for a protein of 1170 amino acids. Lineage: Eukaryota; Metazoa; Arthropoda; Insecta; Diptera; Drosophilidae. The record is from RefSeq and is a predicted model, not a curated record.